This is a messenger RNA of Asparagus officinalis (garden asparagus), 493 nucleotides long. RefSeq lists its product as uncharacterized. NCBI's taxonomy places the organism in Eukaryota, Viridiplantae, Streptophyta, Magnoliopsida, Asparagales, Asparagaceae. Bases 90 to 311 code for a protein of 73 amino acids. The record is from RefSeq and is a predicted model, not a curated record. The transcript has a single exon.
GAGCGCAACGACCCUUUCUCUAAUUUGUUCUCUCUCUUCAGGGUUUCUCUCUCUCUCUCUGGGGUUUUUCUCUCUCAUCAACCGAUCAGAUGGAGAACUCGAACGUCGUCUCCUGCGAGAAGCUCGAUCGCAUGGCGAGCUGGCUCGGCGCGAGCAUCGCCUCGGCGUUCUUCGCCUCGCUCGAGCGCUGCUCCUGCAUCAAUCUCAGCACCAACGACCCCGAUGACGACGCAGACGAGGCCAAGGACCGUCCCCUCGUGUUCUCGAAGCCCGAAACCCUAGAAUCGACCGAGAAACCGUCUCCGGUUUGAUCGAUAAAGAUCUCGGUACUUUCUUUGACGGAUAUAGAUGUAAAUACCUGUACUUUCAGCUUUUGACGAACGAUUGCUCUUUGGGAUUUUUCAUGAGUUGGAUAUGUGUAUUUUUAUUGUAGAAAAAUGAACUUCCGAAUACAAAUCUAAUUCUUGCUAAUAGUUACGAGUGCUGUUGGUUU